GUUCGCCAGUACUGAAACGAUAAGUGGCUGACUUGGAGAGGGGAAGGCAGGGCAAGGGGGUCCAUCUUGGCCGUGAAAACGAAACAAACAAAACUAACAAGGGAAGCCAGAUCGAUAGCUUCCCCAUUACUGCAUCCCCCCCAUUCUCGCAUCGUCGUCGACGUUGUGGGGUAGCCCCGGGAAGAGCUUGCUUUGUGGGCCGCUUGUAGGAUGUCCCGUCAUGAGGGUGUGAGCUGCGACGCUUGUUUGAAGGGAAACUUUCGGGGAAGACGCUUCAAGUGUCUCAUCUGCUACGACUACGACCUUUGCGCCUUGUGCUACGAGAGCGGCGCCACCACCACGCGACACACCACAGAGCACCCCAUGCAGUGUAUAUUAACCAGGAUAGACUACGAUUUGUAUUAUGGCGGCGACACCUUCUCGCUGGAGCAGCACCAGGCAUUCACGUGUCCUUACUGCGGCAAGAUGGGCUUCACGGAGACGUCUUUGCAGGAGCACGUCACCGCCGAGCACCCGGAGACCUCCACCGAGGUGAUCUGUCCAAUAUGCGCAGCCUUGCCCGGGGGGGAUCCCAACCACGUCACAGAUGACUUGACAGCCCACCUCACUCUUGAGCACAGAGCACCCAGAGAGUUAGACGAGUCCAGCAGCGUCCGGCACGUGCGGCGGAUGUUCCACCCCGGCCGGGGACUGGGCGGCACCCGAGCGCGACGCACCAACAUGCACUUUACCGGCGGCUCCGCCGGCGGUCUGUCCUCAACUACGUCGUCAUCACAGAGCUCCACCUACACGCCCAGCAACAGGGAGGCCAUGGACCCCAUUGCAGAGUUGUUGUCACAGCUGUCGGGCGUGCGACGCGCGGCGGGCGGCCAGAUCAACUCAUCGGGGCCGUCGGCCUCGCAGUUGCAGCAACUCCAGAUGCAGCUGCAGCUAGAGCGGCAGCAGGCGCAAGCGGCCCGCCAACAGGCGGAGACGGGCCGCCACGCCGCCCGGCGCGGUAACAAUUCGGCCAAUACCACCAACUCGGCCACCGCCGCCAUCCUGCCCCCCAGCGCGGCCGCCACCAACACGGUCGCGCCGGCCGAAAGCAACCACCACUCGUCCUUGACCCACAACUCUCAGUUUCUAUUAGCACGGCUGAACGAGCCCAAGAUGACCGAGGCGGAGCGUCAGCUGGCGGAGGGCGAGCGCGCCGACCGCAGCCUGUUUGUGCAGGAGCUGCUGCUGUCCACGCUCAUGCGUGACGAGAGCUCGUCGUCCGACGAGGAUGAGCGGCGGGACUUCGCCGACUUCGGCGCCAUGGGCUGCGUGGACGUCAUGCCGCUUGACGUGGCGCUGGAGCACCUGCAGCUCCGUGAAAGAGCCUCCGCCGCCAAGGAGCCUCCGCCGCCGCCUCUUUGAUGUCCAGGCGGUGCGCAGACUCUGUCCUACCUGCUGCAACUGUCAGUGAUGGAUGCCCCCCCCCCCUUUCCCUCCCAAAAGACCUUCAUCCCAUACUGUUUUUUUUUUUUUUGGGUGGGGUGAAUGUAAUGUCAGGCAAUUUUUUUGUUUUUACAUGUAAGCAAAACUCUAAGGAGCGGCAUACAUGACAUGAGGGACAACAUUUUAAUUGUGGCCACGAUACAUAGAAUAACUUGGAUAAAAUACGUAUUGAGGGGCCACAAAACUGCUGCACACAAUGUUUGCAACAAAUACUAAAUUGUGGCCCCAGAAUAUGCACAACAUACUAAUUUAUGCCCAUAUAAGGGGCGCAUGAAGUACUCAUUUGGAGCUGCAAAAUAAGUACAAGUUCCACAAAAUGCUUAGUUGUGUCCACAAAAUCCUAAUUUGUAGCCAUGAAGUGUAACGUGCCGUGAAGGUAAUCAUGCACAUGUAAAACUAUUCUAAGGCUGUAUAAGGUGCGCACGAUAUACUUGUUUGUAGCCACAACAUAAUUACAACGUGUGCACAAAAAUAAUUUGCGUCCGUGAAAUAAAAUGUUUACAGCAGGGGGUCACUAUCUUUCUUGAAACUCGGGGCUACUAGGGUGAUGCAAAGGGCUACCAAUUUGCACAAUUUCAUUUAAAAAAUAGUCGCGUUAGCUGCAAAUAGUGAAUAUCUGCUUGAAGUUUCUAGAGAAACUGCUUGAUUUCAUAUCAUUUUCCAUUCACAUUUUGUUCGUAUGUUAUACCUGUAUUCUAGCCACAAUUUAAAUCCCAUACCUCCCGCCUAUGUCAUGUCUGGGGCUCCGUGAACGUAAACCAGAUUAAGUGGGGCUCAACAUAGGAACGGAGUGAGUGAGUGUUCAGAUAUAUAUCUAUAAAUAUAUAUGAAAAAUAUAUGAAGGUGAUAAUCAUUCAGUGCCCCCACCUCCCGCCAUCAGUGAUACUUGACAGCCAUCAACAGUUGCUACCUAUGGGAUGCGGCUCCGAACCCUCACUAUUCUCACCCGUAGACCCCCUCCCCAAAAUAUACCCUCUUCACCUAUAAAUAGCCCCCCCUAGCCCUUAUUGACAAGCCCAGAGGACAUGGGGCCUCCUCUGCCCAAGCUGCUGUGUGUGUUUCUGACUAUUAUCAAUAAAAAAAAAAAGUGCUCGGAUGGGUUACCGUUUUAACUACUGCAUGCGGUUCUUUGCGGCGUGCAUGAUGUUUAAUCAUUAAAAAAAAGGAAAAGAAUCCCAAAGCUGACACGCUAACUCUGGUUAACUUUUCUCGAAUGCCUCUAAAAUCUCGAGAGCUUUUUGUUCAUGAAGAAAGCCGCGUCUGAAUACGCACGUCGGAAGGAAAAGUCACAAAAUUGUAUAGUGAGUAGACACCGUGUACAAUAAUCCAUAGACGAGUGCUUGUGUCUGUUAACUUGUUUUGUUUCUUUCACUUUUUUUUUUGAUCUUUCUGCUAAGGCUAGCACUUUGUAUUUAUUCAUGUUUGUUACGGAGCCUUGACAAAUCUAGCCGCCUUCGACGUCGACCCUCCUGUGUACAAUACAUCGGGUUGUAUAUUGAAUUUUUGUGGCUUUAACAAUGGGUCAAAGAUACGGGCGGACGUUUCUUCUUUUUACUUAAAUGUGCAUUUAGAGUACAAAUAAAUCCAAAAUAUGCUCAGCUUUUGAUGAAACCAA
Molecule: messenger RNA, 3097 nt
Organism: Syngnathus typhle (broad-nosed pipefish)
Lineage: Eukaryota; Metazoa; Chordata; Actinopteri; Syngnathiformes; Syngnathidae
Gene: kcmf1
Product: potassium channel modulatory factor 1
Exons: 7
Coding region: 211-1401 (396 amino acids)
Biological process (GO): synaptic signaling
Cellular component (GO): plasma membrane
Molecular function (GO): zinc ion binding
Source: RefSeq, a predicted model, not a curated record